Messenger RNA from Pocillopora verrucosa, 981 nucleotides. The record is from RefSeq and is a predicted model, not a curated record. Lineage: Eukaryota; Metazoa; Cnidaria; Anthozoa; Scleractinia; Pocilloporidae.
UUCCAGUGGCGUAUACACCAUCAAUCCAGAUGGCGGCAAACCAAUCCAAGUGUUAUGUGACAUGAUCACAGACGGUGGAGGCUGGACCGUUUUUCAGAAACGCUUGGACGGCUCUGUUGACUUUUAUCUUAAAUGGGAAUCCUACAAAAACGGCUUCGGAGAUCUGAGCGGAGAGUUCUGGCUUGGAAACGACAAUCUUCACCGUUUAACAGCCGCUGAUCAUGUCAUGUUGAGAGUUGACCUGGAAGACUUUGAAGGGAACAUCACAUAUGCUGAGUACACGGAUUUUGGUGUGGCAGACGAAGCUGAUAAGUACCGGCUUUUGAUCGGAGGAUACAAGGGCACCGCUGGUGACUCUAUGACGCUACAUAACAAUACGAGGUUUUCUACGAAUGAUCAAGACAAUGAUCUACAUAACAACCUUCACUGCUCCCAAAGCUUCGAGGGAGCCUGGUGGUACGGAAGCUGCCAUCACUCCAAUCUAAACGGAUUGUACCUCAAUGGCUCCCAAGUGUCUUAUGCUAAUGGUGUCAACUGGCGUUCUUUCAGGGGCUAUCAUUACUCACUAAAACGCACCGAGAUGAAAGUGAGAACCAAAGUAUAAGACAAUGUCUAUCCCAAGAUAACGCGCCAAUCAAACCGAGGCUUCAACAACAACCCCCCCCCCCCUCCACGUCAACACUCGGGCAUUUGACUGUCGUUCUUUCCAAAAGGUGGGGAACUUGAACCUUGUCUGGGUGGGGUGGGCAAUUUAUCCAGACCUGUCAAGUCCCUCCAGCGCAAUACGCGUGUUUUAUCUUUUAACAUGGAGCUGUUUAAAGGUAAAGAGUUUGCUUUCGCAAGCAGAUGGCUCAGAAGAAAAAGGUCUGCAAGAAAGUCGUGGUCGCUGAUCCUGCCUUUUACAAAAAAACUGGCUAUCAAAUCAGGCACUUAAGUAGGGUGUUUGAACACAAUUUUGGCCCCGGGAGACGGGAAUUUGAA